AUCCGUGGAAAACAGAUUGCGCCUGCGCAUCCAGACGUGGCAACGGCAUCAUGGCCUCUUGGAACCGCUACGGGAGUCGGAUGAGAGAGGCAAAAAUGUACAUAUUGGUGUUACUGGUUUGGCUGCUGUCAGUGCUGGAGGCGGUGAAGGUGUCUCCUCUUAUAGAGAGGGUCAGCGACCACAAAGACUUCAAGAAGCUGCUCAGGACAAGGACCAACGUUCUGGUGCUUUACACCAAGACAGCAACAUCAGGGGACUCUCAGCUGAAGCUACUGUCAGAUGUGGCCCAGACAGUGAAGGGCCAAGGGACCAUCGCCUGGGUCAACUGUGGAGAUGCAGAGGGCCGUAAACUCUGCAAAAAAGUGAAGGUAGACCCCAGCUCCAAAAGCGGAGGGGCUGAUCUCCUGCAUUACAAAGACGGGACAUUCCACACAGAAUACAACAGGCCCGCUACAUUCAAGUCAAUGGUAGCGUUCCUGAAAGACCCAUCAGGACCCCCGCUAUGGGAGGAGAACCCCGAGGCGAAAGAUGUCGUCCACAUAGAGACAGAAAAAGACUUCAGGAAGCUGCUGAAGAGGGAGGAGAGGCCCGUCCUCAUGAUGUUCUACGCUCCCUGGUGCGGUGUAUGUAAGAGAAUGCAGCCCGUCUUUCAGCAAGCAGCCACAGAGACCAAGGGGAAAUACGUGCUGGCGGGGAUGAAUGUGCACCCGGCUGAGUUUGACGGCCUCAAGCAGGAGUUCAACGUCAAGGGCUACCCGACUUUCUGCUACUUUGAGAAGGGGAAGUUCCUCCACCACUAUGAAAACUAUGGAGCCACGGCCAAGGACAUCGCUGACUGGAUGAAAAACCCCCAGCCCCCCCAGCCGAAAACCCCUGAGGUCCCGUGGUCCGAGACAGACUCAGCGGUCUUCCACCUGACUGACGAGUCAUUUGACAGCUUCCUGGAGGAGCACCCUGCAGCGCUGGUCAUGUUCUACGCCCCCUGGUGUGGCCACUGUAAGAAGAUGAAGCCAGAGUAUGAUGAAGCUGCUGAAAUACUCAAUAAGGGCGCAGAUAGUCCAGGUGUGUUAGCAGCAGUCGACGCCACAAUACACAAAUCAGCGGGGGAGCGCUUCAAGAUCUCCGGCUUCCCCACCGUUAAGUAUUUUGAGAAGGGGGAGGAGAAGUACACCCUCCCCCAGCUCCGCAGCAAGGACAAGAUCAUCGAGUUCAUGCACAAUCCACAGGCGCCCCCUCCACCAGAGCAGUCCUGGGAGGAAAAGCCUUCCAGUGUCAGCCAUCUUGGCUCAGAGGACUUCAGAGAGGCGCUGAAGAAGAAGAAACAUGCUCUGGUCAUGUUCUACGCCCCCUGGUGUCCUCACUGUAAAAACGCUGUCCCCCACUUCACCACGGCUGCAGAGCUUUUCAAAGAGGACCGCAAGAUUGUGUACGCUGCUGUGGACUGCACCAAAGGACUGAACCAUGAGCUGUGCAAGCAGGAAGGCGUGGAGGGCUACCCGACGUUCAACUACUACAACUACGGCAAGUUUGCUGAAAAAUACAACGGAGAUCGCGGGGAGGCGGGCUUCACGGGCUUCAUGCGCAGCCUCAGAGGACGGGACCAAGAGAAGGUCGGCAAGAGGAAGGAGGAGCUCUGAGGGCGGCGCCGGAGGGGGGGCGGAGCUUGUCGUUGCACUGUGACCCUUGACCCUGGCAAGGGUCCUAUCAGCACUGACGUGGGAGACUUGAUGACCUCAGCGAAAGGCUAUUUUUUUAUACCGUGGUGAUCAUGUUUGUAAUAAUACCAACAGAGUUACCUACAGUCAGACCAACCACUCGAGACUUCUUUUUCAUGGAUAUUUUGACCCGGGGGAAAAAAUACACAGACAAAACAGAUGAUUUUUUUUUUUUUGGUUGUUGUUGUUUGUUUGUUUUUUUUGUUUUUGUUCUUGCCCAAAUACUGUGACUGCACAUGUGAAAAGCUACACCCUAUACUGUAUCUAUGCAAUACUGGCCCCUGCGAAGCCCUGUGGGGGUCCGUGUGACUGCUAGAGGCCAGUGGUGGCAGGUGGUGGUGGUGGGCUUAGAGGCUGAGGCUGCGCUGUGCAUGACACCACCGGGGUCCCAGUCCAGUCCAGCCAACCUCUGCUCUGUCUCUAGAAGAUGAGGAUGAUGAUUAUUGAUACAUGGUUCCAAUAUUUUUGUAAAGAAACCCUCACGUCCGAAGUCCAGAACCAUCCAGAAUAUUGCUUUGUAUACUCACAGGUCAGUAGGAAAAUAGCUUGUAAUCAGCACUCUGAGAAAAAAACCCAAAGCCACAUUUUGGAAAAUGUGAACUGCUAUAGUAUGUGAUAGGUCCACAAUGAUUGUUUUGUUCGUUUAUUUGUGUGUGUUUUCCUCACAAGUUUAUUUUUUUUUCAGCGCGGCACCACGCUCUGCCAAAAGCUGCGCCCAGGAGGGUAUCGACCCAGGCCGCGCGGUCUGGGUGAAAUCAAGUCAAAGGGGGGGCAAUAUUUUGUAUGGUUCCAGGCUCUCAAAAUUCCAAUUUUUGUGUCGCUUAAAACUGUGGCCUUAAAGUGUCUCUCAAAAAAAAUAAUUCAGUCACCGGAACUGCGGACAGAUGAAGCGAUACGAGGCUGCAAAGCGGAUGGGAAUCAGAGGCCUGGUGCCUUCUGUAGUUCCCUGAAAUCAUGGACCAGAAUGAGUCAGAGAAUGAAAAAAAGAAAAAAAAAAAAAAAAGAAUCAACUAAUAGGUACAUGAAAUGCCAAAAAUUACUGCGCAUUCCCCUUUUGAUAUUUUCAUGCUUCAUACAUAUCCAAACAUGAAUGAUUGUUUGAGGCGUCCUGUCCUUGCUGUUGUCAAUAUGCUUUGUGUUGCCUCUCUCCACUCUUCUGCAUUCAGAAUGGGAUUCCAUCAGUCCAUUCAGCAAGAGUAGGGCUCAUUUACAUAAGCCGAACAAAAACACGGGAGGAGAGAAAAAUAUGGGGGCUAAAACAUUUGCAUGUUGAUAAUACAAUCUCCAAUACAUGAAUUUUCCCUCCAUCACUUGAGGUAAUCAUGAAUUUGGCCCAAUACCCCGCGUUCCCAUCUUUAUUCACGCGGCGGCUGUGUAAUUGUACAUUGUUCAGACAUGCUGGGGAUAAAUUGGACGUCUGGUUUACACUUAGCCUGGUUGAUUCAGCCCGUUUUAUGUCUGUACGCCUCUGUCCCAGCUGAACAAUGCCAAGGAGCCAAGAGCAUAAUUUGCCUUCACUCUGGAAGAGGAAGAAUUGGAGAGGCUCGCUGUUGAAAUGAAGAUGCUCCGGCCAGUAUUGCCUCAGUCUGUGUGUCUGCCCGCCCCGCGUCGGCCUGAUCUGAGCUGGAACAGGUCGGCUUGGGUUAGGCUGGACAGUGCCCCCCCCCCUCGCCCCCACCCCUGUGCAUCCAAGCUUAUCUAACAGGAUGACUUCACAGUGAAUCCAAGGUGUGACAAAGUCAAUGAAGUCCCCAGACCCCCCCUCCCUCUUUCCUGGAGCCCGGCACCAUCACUGAUACAGGGGCCAUUAUCAUUACCUAUGUGGCGACUUUACUGCUGUGUGUUUCCAACAGCCAGGCCCAAGCCGCUAUAAAUAUUUAAAGGCUUAUCUGUAGCAGAACUUGUGUUUUAUUAUUCAAGACUUUGGUUUCUUUCAUUAUGAAUAAGGUUCUCAGGGAUAGCGAAACACAAUUAAAGGGAACUAGUUUGUUUAUAAUUUGCAUAUAUUAUAAAUUGCAUAAUUCGCCAAAUUAAAGAGUGUUUACAUUUGUAUCCCAAGAAAGAAAAAAAAAAAAAAAAAAAAAAGAAGAGCAAAACGCAUAGAUUUAAUCGUCCACUUAAGUUCCAUGUGCUGUGUCAUGGCAAGAUGUGUUGAAUGAAUCAUGUUGGGUCAAUAGACUUUAAUGAACCGUUUCUGGAUCAAACAUUAACUUUGUGAUUCCUAAUGGGGGCAGCUCCAAAGUGAGACUGUCCCGAAUCUUCUGGCUGGCACCAAGCACUGUUUUUGUGUUCAGUGUUCAAUGUGACUAUUGCAUUUCAUGGUAUGCAAAAGCAGGACUUGCUGCAACGUCGGCCGGACGAAUGCUUUAAGGGGUUAGGUGUUGACAUAUUGCUGUAGUUACGUGUUCCGUUUCCUCUCUUGUGGCAAAUCCGCUACCUUUUGUUUACUCUAUCCGUUGUUUUUU
Molecule: messenger RNA, 4180 nt
Organism: Myripristis murdjan (pinecone soldierfish)
Lineage: Eukaryota; Metazoa; Chordata; Actinopteri; Holocentriformes; Holocentridae
Gene: pdia5
Product: protein disulfide isomerase family A, member 5
Exons: 17
Coding region: 51-1637 (528 amino acids)
Biological process (GO): protein folding
Cellular component (GO): endoplasmic reticulum
Molecular function (GO): protein disulfide isomerase activity
Source: RefSeq, a predicted model, not a curated record